AUGUCGGAGAAGGCGCCUCUCAUCCCGGAGCAGCGUGUCGCCGACGACCGGUCAUCAUCGCGAUGCCCGUACGCCCAACGGUGCUCCGCCGGAAGAGCCGUCGUCAAGGUCUUUGUCCUUGCUGCUGCUGCCGGAUUUCUGUUUUACAACAUCCCAAAUGCCCAGAAUGACGUGGACGAGAGCAAGACCCCCGUUUGCAUGACUCCGGCCUGCGUCCAUGCCGCCUCCGAGAUCCUUUAUAACUUGUCGCCCGACUACAAGGAGCUCGACCCAUGCACCGACUUCGAGGAGCUGGUGUGCGGUGGAUGGAGGGACAGACACGACCUGCGUGCCGACCAGGGCGAUGCCUUCACCGGCACCAUUAUGUCGGAGAACUCGGAGCUCCUACUUCGUCACAUUCUCGAGACUCCUUACCCCAAGGACUCCCAGCAUUCAUUCUUUUCGCCACUCCGGCUCGAAGCUACCGAUAAGUCCGCCGACGAGCAGAACUUCGACAAGAUGAAGGCCGCAUACGAUGCAUGCGUGGACGAGGACAAGAUCAAGAGCGUUGGCAUUGAGCCUCUCGCCCAGAUCCUUGACGAUAUCAAAAAGGUCUAUCCCAUCGAGGGUGCCUCUGCUGUCGACGCCACCCCGACCAAGGAUGCCAUCCUUCUUCUCGCUAGAUACGGUGUCGACGCCCUUGUUGCGGCGGGCACCGGCGCGGACGACAGAGAUCCGGAUACGGUCGUGGUGUCUGUUGCCCCCCCGUGGAGCUUGGGGCUCCCCUCAAAGGAGCGAUAUGAGGACGACAAGCUCGUAGAGAAAUACCGCGGCGUUGCUGUCGAAGUACUCGGCAACAUCUUCCCCGACCAGAACAAGGACAACUUUGCCAAGGUCAUCGAUCUCGAGAAGCUGCUGGCGGCUGCUUCCCCGAGCACCGAAGAGCGUGAAGACGUCACCAAAUACUACAACCCUAUGCUGAUCGACGAGGCUUCUGCGCUCGCUCCUGAGAUCGAGCUGACGGCGCUGAUUCACGAGCUGUCCCCCGAAGGCUUCAUUGUGGAGCGCGUCAUUGUCACGGCACCAAAGUACAUGUCGGAGUUGUCCACAAUUCUCUCCGGAACCGACAAGGAGGUCAUCCAAAACUACUUUCUCUGGAAGGCCAUCCAGUCCUUCUCGUCUUACGUCGAUGCCGACGCCGUCAAGCCCUACAGGCGCUUCGUCAAUGAGCUUGCUGGAAAGGACCCCGAAUCCGCUCCCGAGAGAUGGCGAACCUGUGUCGGCCACGUCGACGACGGCUUAGGCUGGAUUCUAAGCCGCUUCUUCGUCGAGAAGGCCUUCUCUGCCGAAGCCAAGAAGUUUGGUGACACCAUUAUCACCGACAUCAAGACGGAGUUCACCAAGAAGCUCAAGGCCGCCAAGUGGAUGGACAAAGAAACCACAGCAAAGGCGGUUGACAAAGUUCAUAACAUCGUCCAGAAGAUUGGCUACCCGACCAAGAGCCCCGAUAUCAUGGACCCUCCCAGCCUCAGCGACUUCUACAGCUCGGUCAACGUCAGCUCCGAGACCUUCUUCGAGAACGCCCUCACCGUCCGCAAGUUCGCCGUCGGAUACGAAUGGUCGGCUCUCGGGAAGCCUGUUGAUCGUGAGCAGUGGGAUAUGACCGUCCCUACUGUGAAUGCCUACUACAACCCGCCGGGCAACGAAAUCGUCUUCCCUGCCGGAAUCAUGCAGUUCCCCGUCUUCGACGUCGAAGUCCCCGCCUAUAUGUCAUACGGUGCCUUUGGCUCUGUUGCCGGACACGAGCUGAGCCACGCCUUCGACUCGACCGGCCGCCACUUUGAUCAAAACGGCAACUACACAGACUGGUGGUCCGAGGACACCGUUAAGGCCUUCAAGGAGAAAGCCGAGUGCUUUGUCGAUCAGUACCACAACUUCACCGUCCCGGGGCCGGACGACAAGCCCCUUCACGUGAAUGGGCGCCUUACUCUUGGUGAGAACCUUGCCGACGCCGGCGGCCUCUCGGCCUCGUACCAAGCCUGGAAGCGCCGCGCACACAAGCACCCUAACAAGGACCUCCCGGGCCUGGAACACUUCACGCAGGAUCAGCUCUUCUUCGUUACCUACUCCAACUGGUGGUGUGGCAAGUCGCGCAAGGACACUGCCAUCAACAGGAUCUAUACUGAUCCUCAUGCGCCCAAGUGGGCUCGCAUCCUUGGCACUAUGGCCAACAGUCGGGAGUUCAAGGAGAGCUUCCAGUGCAAGGACAAGAAGCCGACCUGCGAGCUUUGGUAA
Colletotrichum higginsianum IMI 349063 is the source of this 2274-nucleotide messenger RNA. Its product is annotated as Peptidase family M13. The transcript has 5 exons. Gene Ontology annotation, cellular component: plasma membrane. Gene Ontology annotation, molecular function: metalloendopeptidase activity. The coding region runs from base 1 to 2274 and encodes 757 amino acids. Gene Ontology annotation, biological process: protein processing. NCBI's taxonomy places the organism in Eukaryota, Fungi, Ascomycota, Sordariomycetes, Glomerellales, Glomerellaceae. The record is from RefSeq and is a predicted model, not a curated record.